AUGACAGUAAUCGUGAGAACCCCAGAAGGAAAGCUGUGCCUCUUUGUGAAAGGAGCUGAUGUCAAAAUAAUGGAGAUGCUAAGUCCGUCGAGUGAUCCAAAAGUCAGAAGCACCACUCAAGCCCAUCUGAAAGAGUUUGCAAACUUAGGCUAUCGAACCCUUUGCUUUGCCUAUCGUGAUUUGGAUGAAGAAGAAUAUCGAAAUUGGGCGCAAAUCUGGAGUCGGGCAAACUGUGAACUGUAUGAUCGAGAAGAGGCAAUUGAAAAAGCCGCCAAGAUUGUUGAAAAGGAAUUUAUUUUGUUGGGAGCAUCGGCCAUCGAGGAUAAAUUGCAAGAACGAGUGCCACAAACGAUCGCUCGAAUGCUACAGGCGGACAUUCGUGUUUGGGUAUUGACGGGUGACAAACUUGAAACUGCGCUAAACAUUGGCUAUUCUUGUUCAUUGAUAUCAUCAAAAAUGCCGACGAUGAUACUGGCAACAAACACUGAAGAAGAAACGGCUGCACAAUUAGAAAAAUACGUAAAUGCUUUGGGAUCAAAACGACUGGAUAGUCGUGACGUUGAGUUAGCCUUGAUUGUGGAUGCAAUGUGUUUGGACUGGAUACUGAAGUCGCAAGUUAUGCGUAUGGACUUUCUUCGGCUAGCCUUGUGCUGCUCAGCUGUGAUUUGCUGUAGAUGCACUCCUCUUCAAAAGGCAGCAGUGACCCGUCUCGUUAAACACAAUGUUGAUGGACAAGUUCUGGCAGUUGGCGACGGUGCAAACGAUGUGGCAAUGAUACAGGAGGCGAACAUUGGUAUUGGAAUAGCCGGUGUUGAAGGCGGACAAGCAUCCAUGGCUGCAGAUUUUGCCAUUACUCAAUUCCGGCAUUUGGACAGGCUAUUGUUUGUUCACGGGACAUGUUGCUUUCAUCGAAUCACCACGGUGGUCUUGUUUUCUCUGUACAAGAACCUGUUUGAAGUGUUGCUUCAUGUAUUAUACGCUUUUUACAAUGGCCACUCGGCUAGUGGCAUGUCGGAUGAGGUUUUGAUGGUCAGAUACAACUUGCUUUAUACGAGUGUAACGGUGGCAAUCCUCGGCAUUCACGAUACACCAGCGCCCUUGCACGUAAUGUCAAAGUAUCCGCGACUUUACACACAUUUCCAAGACAACAUGAACAUUCGGAAUCAUUUAUCGUGGUCAGCAAAUGCCUUAUUGCACGCAUUUCUUCUAUUUCACACAACACUCUAUUUUUGGAAAUAUGGAACAGGCGCGUUUCGAAACGGACGGGAUGGUUGGGGGCAAAUGGUCGGAUCUUAUAUGUAUUUGUGUCUCGUGGUGAUUGUCAAUCUGAAAGCGAUGAUUGAAAGUCGAUCAAUUAAUAUUCUGACGGUUGCUGGAUUUUUGGGCUCGAUUUUGACGGCUUUGAUUAUGCUGGCCACGGAUUCGGUUGUUGCUACUUUAUGGUCAUUCCCAAUAGUAAUACCGAGCCAAGCACAUUAUCUGGGUUUACUCUGGGCUCUUCCAAGUGUACAAACGACUGCUUUUCUUCCACUCAUUUGCGUCAUUUGUCUGCUUCCAGAUGUUGCUUGGAAAGCUAUAAGCCGAACUUUGGAUCCAUCACUCUUACAACAUGUCGUGCAAUCGAUGAAGGUCAAUGAUAAUGUGCUCGAUAUGGUCAUCAAGCAACCACUCAUCAAAAUCGCAGAUGUUGUUGGAUUAAAGUCGCAUUUGGAGAGUGGAAAAUAUGGCUUCAUGUUUGCUCAAGACGACGGUCAUGUAAUGACUCAAGCAGAUUUGCUACGGAUGUAUGGCGCUGCAGAUUGUAUUCCCGAGACUCAAACACCUGCUUCUCCAGUUGGAAAAACGACGUUUUUAUCGGAAACGAGUUCACUCAAAUCGUUAUCAUUGGGAGCAGACGGACCUUCAAACGAAAACCGAGAAUCUCGAUUAACUACUAAAGAUAGUGGAGCAAAAUGUGUGGUCUUGGACGAGACUGGUUGUGUAAAUCAAGCGAUCUCCCAU
Mesorhabditis belari is the source of this 2001-nucleotide messenger RNA. The record is from the annotation of a GenBank genome assembly. Lineage: Eukaryota; Metazoa; Nematoda; Chromadorea; Rhabditida; Rhabditidae.